GCCGGAGCGGCUGAGUCACACGUCACAGCAACACAUCAGACCCGCCUUCUCGUCAGGCCGGAUCGACAGGAAGAUGGAGGCGAGCGCGGGCAUCCGGCCGCGGCCCGGUGCCUGGGCCGGGCUCGAGAAGCCGCGCGGCGGCGGCGCUUACUCUGCAAGGGUCCCGGCGGUGAGGCUCACGGCGGAGAAGCUGCCGCCGAGGCUGGCUCUGGGAACCGAUCCGCGGAGGAGCGCGGAUCCUGUGCUCCGUGCCGCCAAGCUGAAAGCUUCGUGUUGUAAGAAACCGGCAGGUACUGAAAAGGUCCACUACUCUGCUGAUGAAGCUCUCAUACUACAGCAAAAAGCCCAGGAUGUUCUCCCUUACUUGGAUGGCCGAUGCGUUUAUCUAGUUGGAAUGAUGGGUUCAGGCAAAACUACAGUUGGGAAGAUAUUAGCUGAAGUACUAGGUUAUUCAUUCUUCGACAGUGAUAAGUUGGUAGAGAAGGCUGUCGGUAUAUCAUCUGUUGCUGAGAUUUUUCAGCUCCACAGUGAAGCGUUCUUCAGAGAUAAUGAGAGUGAGGUCCUAAGGGAUUUGUCAUCAAUGCAUCGGUUAGUUGUUGCAACUGGAGGUGGUGCCGUGAUCCGACCAAUCAAUUGGAGUUACAUGAAGAAAGGGCUGACUGUGUGGUUAGAUGUUCCACUGGAUGCACUUGCAAGAAGGAUUGCUGCCGUGGGAACUGCAUCUCGGCCCCUCUUGCAUCAGGAAUCUGGUGACCCAUAUGCAAAGGCUUAUGCAAAACUUACAUCACUUUUUGAGCAAAGAAUGGACUCAUAUGCUAAUGCUGAUGCCAGAGUUUCACUUGAACAUAUUGCAUUAAAACAAGGGCAUAAUGACGUCACUAUACUUACACCUAGUACCAUCGCCAUUGAGGCAUUGCUAAAGAUGGAAAGUUUUCUUACUGAGAAGGCCAUGGUCAGAAACUGACCACUUGUUGCUGGGGAAAAGGACACUGACAGCAUAUGGCCCCUGUUUGUUUAAUUGUACUUGUACAUAUGCCUUUGCAUGAGCUCUUUUUACAGUACUAUUAGAUUGUUGUUCACGCAACAUAAAAAAUGAUUAUUUGAGUUUGUACUUGUGCAAAUGAAUAAGAGAAUAGUUUUAAGUAAA
Panicum hallii is the source of this 1147-nucleotide messenger RNA. Its product is annotated as shikimate kinase 3, chloroplastic. NCBI's taxonomy places the organism in Eukaryota, Viridiplantae, Streptophyta, Magnoliopsida, Poales, Poaceae. The coding region runs from base 74 to 964 and encodes 296 amino acids. The record is from RefSeq and is a predicted model, not a curated record. Gene Ontology annotation, cellular component: chloroplast. The transcript has 10 exons. Gene Ontology annotation, molecular function: shikimate kinase activity.